AUGGAGUCGGUACCUGCUGGGCGAGACUCGAGCCCUCCGACCUCCAAACAAGAACUUUCGUACCCCAACGCCAACUUGAAGCCCAACCAGGUCAGCGAGACGGUCCUGUACGGAAUACCCAUCGUGUCGCUGGUGAUAGACGGCCAAGAGAGGCUUUGCCUCGCGCAGAUCUCCAACACACUCCUGAAGAACUACAGCUACAACGAGAUACACAACAGGCGCGUGGCGCUGGGGAUCACGUGCGUGCAGUGCACCCCCGUGCAGCUGGAGAUCCUGAGGCGCGCGGGCGCCAUGCCCAUUUCCUCCCGGCGCUGCGGGAUGAUAACCAAGCGAGAGGCCGACAGACUCUGCAAGUCGUUUCUGGGGGCCCACGCGCCGCCGAAACUUCCGGAAAACUUCGCCUUCGACGUGUCCCACGAGUGCGCGUGGGGGAGUCGCGGCAGCUUCAUCCCAGCCAGGUACAACAGCUCCAGGGCCAAGUGCAUCAAGUGCUCCUACUGCAACAUGUACUUUUCGCCCAACAAGUUCAUAUUCCACUCGCACCGCACGCCCGAGUCCAAGUACACGCAGCCGGACGCGGCCAACUUCAACUCGUGGAGGCGCCACCUCAGACUCACCGACAAAAACGCCGCCGACGACGUGACGCACGCGUGGGAGGACGUAAAGGCCAUGUUCAACGGCGGGAGCCGCAAAAGGACGCUGCCGGUGAGCGGGUCGGGAUCUCACUCGUCGUUGAAGCCGCAGGGGCCCGGCGUGUCCGGGGACUCGCCCGAGGCUCCCCCCAAGAUCAUCCGCUGCGAAGAAAACCGGGUGGGUCUGAACAUAACCAACACCCGCAGCUACCCCGUCAUCCCCGUGCCCAGCAAGAGCUUCGGCAUGCUGCAGAAGAUCCCGCCGCCGCUCUUCCCGCAUCCCUACGGAUUCCCGGCCUUUGGCCUGUGUCAGAAGAAGGAGGACAGCGUGAUGGGAGAGCAGAGCAAGCCCAGCCUGUCCAGCGUCCUCUGGCCGGGCACCAAGGACAGCGCAUAUCACUCCUUCCCCAUGUUCUGGCCCGCAGCGGGCACUUUACCCAUGCCGCCUUACCACCAGCCUCAGCCCAAACCCCCCUCGGAGCUUUUAUGCCCGCCCAGGCCAAUGGAUCUGGACCUUUCCGAGCACAGCGACCGCAGCACGGACGCGUCGAAGGACAGCGCGGCCGACAGCGAGCGAUGCUCCAGCACCCAGUCCACCCGCAACGAGGAGGACAAGUCGGGGGACGAGGCGAGGCCGGUGGAGAGCGUGACCCCGACGCACCGGAAGAUCAGCUACGUGUCCGCCUUCAGGCCCGUCAUCAAGGACGCGGACAGCAUCGCCAAGUUGUACGGCAGCAGGAGCGCGUUCGGCGGGUCCCGCACGGGCUACCUGUCGCCCGACUUCCUGAGCGAGAGCUCCAGCUACCGGUCCGCGUCCCCGUGCGUGGACAGCGAGGCCGAGCCCGACGUGGACGUCGAGACGAAUAAGUCGCCGGACGACGAGGACCCGCGGCCCAUGUCGAUGUCGUCGGCGUGUCCCCGGACCCCGCACGGCCAGGGCGUCGAGUCCGCGGCCGUGCCGGACGACGCCCAGAGGUUGAACUUGCAGGUGGCGACGUCGUUGGAAGGAGAGCUACAAGGCAAGCAGCUGCCCGAGACACACGUACUGCUCGCACCGGCGUUUGCAGACGUGUACGCCCCGGAGAGGACCAGUCCCUAUCACUUCAGACCUGCCCAGUAUCCGCAGCCAAACGAUGACGGCGCCAGUAAAGAGGAGCCGUCUUCCACGGUGGAGGAGAUAGAGACGAAACCCCACGAGGAGCAAAGAGACGACGACCACCAGCGCGAGGCGGAGGAGACGCACGCGCCCCGCGCUCGAGCUCUAUUGGCGCAGAAAACCGCAGAAGCCCUGGCGAAAGAAGAGCUGCAGAAACAGCUGCUGGAGCAGGUGGAGCUGCGGAAGAAGCUGGAGCGGGAGUUUCAGAACCUGAAAGAUAAUUUUGAAGACCAGAUGAAAAGGGAGCUUUCCUACAGGGAGGAGAUGGUUCAGCAGCUUCAUAUUGUCAGAGAAGCUCACGACGCAUUACACCACUUCUCGUGCAAGAUGCUAACACCGCGCCACUGUACCGGAAGCUGUUCCUUUAAAUCUCCUCUACUGCCGCCCUAA
Molecule: messenger RNA, 2178 nt
Organism: Lampris incognitus (smalleye Pacific opah)
Lineage: Eukaryota; Metazoa; Chordata; Actinopteri; Lampriformes; Lampridae
Gene: skor1b
Product: SKI family transcriptional corepressor 1b
Exons: 7
Coding region: 1-2178 (725 amino acids)
Biological process (GO): negative regulation of BMP signaling pathway; negative regulation of transcription by RNA polymerase II
Cellular component (GO): transcription regulator complex; nucleus
Molecular function (GO): SMAD binding; RNA polymerase II cis-regulatory region sequence-specific DNA binding; DNA-binding transcription factor activity, RNA polymerase II-specific
Source: RefSeq, a predicted model, not a curated record